AUGCUCUUUUUUCUUUUCAGCUUAAUUUGUGAUUACGCUACUGGCCUACAUCUAGUACCAAGACUUCAAUUGCCUCUUCUUCCAAACCGCCUACCUGCAUGUCCAUUUAUGAAUCAGAGUCUUGGUCGCUUUUCCACAUCUGGCUUAUUUGAGGGUGCCGGUUCCUGGGAUUCAGUUCGGCAGGUAAAGGUCAAGUAA
Messenger RNA from Protopolystoma xenopodis, 198 nucleotides. Lineage: Eukaryota; Metazoa; Platyhelminthes; Monogenea; Polystomatidea; Polystomatidae. The record is from the annotation of a GenBank genome assembly.